AUGGGAAAGGGCUCUUCACCGAAUAAGCCCAGUCUUGCCGACGCAGCUAAUAAUCCCCCAUGCAUCGGAAACAGUUGUCGCACGGGUUCAGAGGCACCGCGAUUCCACAGUCCUCACAGCCAAGAUGUUAUCGCCACUUCCAAAUGCGCAUGUCUGAGGAGACUCACCACCUUCGAGAAGCCGACCUGCGAAGAUCGCCGGAUUGAGCUAUGUCGUGCAUUUGACGAGCGCAGAUUCGAUGCUAUGAUCUACGGCCAACCUGACGCCCUCCCGCCACCCCACGGCAUCUUUUCUGACACCGGUCCAGCCUCUGUUGGCGCCGCGGGAGCCGCGGCGAAAACCUACAGACCUUCUUACAUGAGAAUGGACCCGCGUAUCCAUUGGUCCCACAAUCGCUCCGACAAGUGGUUCGAACAGAAAAUGGAAGAAAUCAAAGCUCGCGGCGGACGGAAAGCGAACUUCGGCAAGGCAGCCCAUCGAAUGAGAAUGCAGAGAAUUGCCACCGAGCGGCGUGAGGCGGAGGACGCGCCGAUGGGAGCGCUUGCAGAAGGCCGGGACCGGAUCCUGCUGGUGCGUAGCAAGCCUACAGAACCAUGGUCGCACCACAGACAGAUGGACUUUGGCGACGUACCAGCACAUGAGCUGCCGAGGUAUGUGCAAGAGAAUGAGAGUUGGAUGAGUGCUGCUAAGUGGAUGCGAGAAUCACGGGAGGUCUAUUUACAAGCCGCAAAGCUCGAGGCUGAUCACGAGCCGUGGGAACAUCUGUUCAGGAAGAGGAGGUAA
Colletotrichum tamarilloi is the source of this 783-nucleotide messenger RNA. RefSeq lists its product as uncharacterized. The record is from RefSeq and is a predicted model, not a curated record. The transcript has a single exon. NCBI's taxonomy places the organism in Eukaryota, Fungi, Ascomycota, Sordariomycetes, Glomerellales, Glomerellaceae. Bases 1 to 783 code for a protein of 260 amino acids.